AUGGCGAGUCUGAAAACUUUAGCAGGGACAUCAAGAGCUUUGUUUGUGCAAUUUGCAUUUGCUGCUGUAACUGCAUCUCUUGCUGUCGCUGUUGCUGCUCCAGCUGGAAUUGCUGUAGCUGUUGCUGCCACUGCCGUUGUUGCUGUUGCCAUUGCUGCUGUUGCAGCUCAAACUGUUGGCGGCUUUGUUGCUGAAGGUGCUGUAGCAUUCCUUCCUGCUGUUGCAGCUCAAAAUGUUGGCGGCUUUGUUGCUGAAGGUGCUGUAGCAUUCCUUCCUGCUGUUGCAGCUCAAACUGUUGGCGGCUUUGUUGCUGAAGGUGCUGUAGCAUUCCUUCCUGCUGUUGCAGCUCAAACUAUUGGCGGCUUUGUUGCUAAAGGUGCUGUAGCAUUCCUUCCUGCUGUUGCAGCUCAAACUGUUGGCGGCUUUGUUGCUGAAGGUGCUGUAGCAUUCCUUCCUGCUGUUGCAGCUCAAACUGUUGGCGGCUUUGUUGCUGAAGGUGCUGUAGCAUUCCUUCCUGCUGUUGCAGGUCAAACUGUUGGCGACUUUGUUGCUGAAGGUGCUGUAGCAUUCCUUCCUGCUGUUGCAGCUCAAACUGUUGGCGGCUUUGUUGCUGAAGGUGCUGUAGCAUUCCUUCCUGCUGUUGCAGCUCAAACUAUUGGCGGCUUUGUUGCUAAAGGUGCUGUAGCAUUCCUUCCUGCUGUUGCAGCUCAAACUGUUGGCGGCUUUGUUGCUGAAGGUGCUGUAGCAUUCCUUCCUGCUGUUGCAGCUCAAACUGUUGGCGGCUUUGUUGCUGAAGGUGCUGUAGCAUUCCUUCCUGCUGUUGCAGCUCAAACUAUUGGCGGCUUUGUUGCUAAAGGUGCUGUAGCAUUCCUUCCUGCUGUUGCAGCUCAAACUGUUGGCGGCUUUGUUGCUGAAGGUGCUGUAGCAUUCCUUCCUGCUGUUGCAGCUCAAACUGUUGGCGGCUUUGUUGCUGAAGGUGCUGUAGCAUUCCUUCCUGCUGUUGCAGGUCAAACUGUUGGCGACUUUGUUGCUGAAGGUGCUGUAGCAUUCCUUCCUGCUGUUGCAGCUCAAACUGUUGGCGGCUUUGUUGCUGAAGGUGCUGUAGCAUUCCUUCCUGCUGUUGCAGCUCAAACUAUUGGCGGCUUUGUUGCUAAAGGUGCUGUAGCAUUCCUUCCUGCUGUUGCAGCUCAAACUGUUGGCGGCUUUGUUGCUGAAGGUGCUGUAGCAUUCCUUCCUGCUGUUGCAGCUCAAACUGUUGGCGGCUUUGUUGCUGAAGGUGCUGUAGCAUUCCUUCCUGCUGUUGCAGGUCAAACUGUUGGCGGCUUUGUUGCUGAAGGUGCUGUAGCAUUCCUUCCUGCUGUUGCAGGUCAAACUGUUGGCGGCUUUGUUGCUGAAGGUGCUGUAGCAUUCCUUCCUGCUGUUGCAGGUCAAACUGUUGGCGGCUUUGUUGCUGAAGGUGCUGUAGCAUUCCUUCCUGCUGUUUGA
Nematostella vectensis (starlet sea anemone) is the source of this 1485-nucleotide messenger RNA. RefSeq lists its product as uncharacterized. The transcript is spliced from 2 exons. Lineage: Eukaryota; Metazoa; Cnidaria; Anthozoa; Actiniaria; Edwardsiidae. The record is from RefSeq and is a predicted model, not a curated record. The coding region runs from base 1 to 1485 and encodes 494 amino acids.